Molecule: messenger RNA, 1743 nt
Organism: Leopardus geoffroyi (Geoffroy's cat)
Lineage: Eukaryota; Metazoa; Chordata; Mammalia; Carnivora; Felidae
Gene: ATP6V1B2
Product: ATPase H+ transporting V1 subunit B2
Exons: 14
Coding region: 72-1607 (511 amino acids)
Biological process (GO): ATP metabolic process; proton transmembrane transport
Cellular component (GO): proton-transporting V-type ATPase, V1 domain
Molecular function (GO): proton-transporting ATPase activity, rotational mechanism; ATP binding
Source: RefSeq, a predicted model, not a curated record
CACCGUCCGCCCUUGCUAUAUCUGCGCCUGCGCUGGGCAGCUGCGGGGCCAGUCGGGACGGAGGAGACAAGAUGGCGCUGCGGGCGAUGCGGGGAAUCGUGAACGGGGCCGCACCCGAGCUACCCAUGCCCACCAGCGGGCCGGUGGUGGGAUCUCGGGAGCAAGCGCUGGCAGUUAGCCGGAACUACCUUUCCCAGCCUCGCCUCACGUACAAGACAGUAUCAGGAGUCAAUGGUCCACUAGUGAUCUUAGAUCAUGUUAAGUUUCCCAGAUACGCUGAGAUUGUCCACUUGACAUUACCGGAUGGCACGAAGAGAAGUGGGCAAGUUCUAGAAGUUAGUGGUUCCAAAGCAGUGGUUCAGGUAUUUGAAGGGACUUCAGGUAUAGAUGCCAAAAAAACAUCUUGUGAGUUUACUGGGGAUAUUCUCCGAACACCAGUGUCCGAGGAUAUGCUUGGUAGGGUAUUCAAUGGAUCAGGAAAACCUAUCGAUAGAGGUCCUGUUGUACUGGCUGAAGACUUCCUUGACAUCAUGGGCCAGCCUAUCAAUCCUCAGUGUCGAAUCUACCCAGAGGAGAUGAUUCAAACUGGCAUUUCAGCCAUAGAUGGCAUGAACAGUAUUGCUAGGGGGCAGAAAAUUCCAAUCUUCUCUGCUGCUGGCUUACCACACAAUGAGAUUGCAGCUCAAAUCUGUCGCCAGGCUGGUUUGGUAAAGAAAUCCAAAGAUGUAGUGGACUACAGUGAGGAAAAUUUUGCAAUUGUAUUUGCUGCUAUGGGUGUAAACAUGGAAACUGCACGGUUCUUCAAAUCUGACUUUGAAGAAAAUGGCUCAAUGGACAAUGUCUGCCUCUUUUUGAACUUGGCUAAUGACCCAACUAUUGAGCGAAUUAUCACUCCUCGCUUGGCUCUAACCACAGCCGAAUUUCUGGCCUAUCAAUGUGAAAAACAUGUAUUGGUUAUCCUAACAGAUAUGAGUUCUUAUGCUGAAGCACUUCGAGAGGUUUCAGCAGCCAGGGAAGAGGUUCCUGGUCGAAGAGGUUUCCCAGGUUACAUGUACACCGAUUUAGCCACAAUAUAUGAACGUGCUGGUCGAGUGGAAGGUAGAAAUGGCUCCAUUACUCAAAUCCCUAUUCUCACCAUGCCUAAUGAUGAUAUCACUCACCCCAUCCCUGACUUGACUGGAUAUAUUACAGAGGGACAGAUCUAUGUGGACAGACAGCUGCACAAUAGACAGAUUUACCCGCCUAUUAAUGUGCUGCCCUCUUUAUCACGGUUAAUGAAGUCUGCUAUUGGAGAAGGUAUGACCAGAAAGGAUCAUGCUGAUGUAUCUAACCAGCUGUAUGCAUGUUAUGCUAUUGGUAAGGAUGUACAAGCCAUGAAAGCCGUAGUUGGAGAAGAAGCCCUUACCUCAGAUGACCUUCUUUACUUGGAAUUUCUGCAGAAGUUUGAGAGGAACUUUAUUGCUCAGGGACCUUAUGAAAACCGCACUGUCUAUGAGACUUUGGACAUUGGCUGGCAACUGCUCCGAAUCUUCCCCAAAGAAAUGCUGAAGAGAAUCCCUCAGAGCACCCUGAGUGAAUUUUAUCCUCGAGACUCUGCAAAGCAUUAGCUGCUACUUUAUCGCUGGCUCGAUACACUUGUGAAAUAGUGUUCUGUUUUCUUUAUUCCUUUUGCACUCCCUAAUCCCCCAUCUCUGUGUUGGAGUUUGCCUUGUUACCCUGUAAUUAAAAACAAAGAAUAGGUAA